Molecule: messenger RNA, 6536 nt
Organism: Micropterus dolomieu (smallmouth bass)
Lineage: Eukaryota; Metazoa; Chordata; Actinopteri; Centrarchiformes; Centrarchidae
Product: nebulin-related anchoring protein
Exons: 44
Coding region: 267-5717 (1816 amino acids)
Biological process (GO): cardiac muscle thin filament assembly
Cellular component (GO): Z disc
Molecular function (GO): actin filament binding
Source: RefSeq, a predicted model, not a curated record
CAAUUUGCCACUGGUGUCAACAUACUUACUGUAGCUGAUGAAGAUAAGUAAGACAAAGUAAAACUAUUACACAGGGUAUUACUCUUUUAUCUCAUUAUGUCAUGGCGAGAUACCCAACACUGAACCAGCUGUCCAACUCUGGAUCAUUACACAUGUAUAGUGACAUGUGAACUCUCUGUCUCUCUUUCUCUCUCUCUUUUCCUGCAGACAGACAGCUGGACUCAGCCAGUCCUCUAGCAUGGUACAUAGAAGGGGGUUGGUUCAUCAUGGGACCUGGUGUCAAGAAAAGGCACGCAUUCAACAUGCAGUCCUGUGCCAGGUGUGGGUUCGUGGUCUACCCAGCUGAGAAGAUCAACUGCAUUGACCAGAACUGGCACAAAGCAUGUUUUCACUGUGACGUAUGUAAGAUGGUGCUCACUGCCAAUAACUUUGUCAGCCACAAGAAGAGGCCAUACUGCUCCGUACACAAUCCAAGAAACAACACAUUCACAAGUGUCUACGAGACCCCUGUCAACAUCAAUGCAAAAAAGCAAAGCAAGGCGAGCAGUGAGCUGAAGUAUCGCGAAGAUGGCGAGCGCUUUAUGUCCUCCUUCCACCAAGACAUGAGGUCCAUGGAGAAGGCUCGACUAGACAAUCAUAUGACCAGCCAGGCCUUUCAGUCUCAGUCUGAGUUUUCACAGCAGCAGACAUGGCACUCAGGCAUGGUGACCAAGCAGGAGACGGUGACAAUGUCUCAGGCCCAGAAGACCAUGAGUGAUGUUAAGUACAUGGAGGAGUAUGAGCAGUCAAAAGGAAAAGGCAGCUUCCCUGCCAUGAUCACCCCAGGUUACCAGAUUGCUAAACAAGCCAGUACUUUGGCCAGUAACCUGGAAUAUAAAAAAGGACACGAGGAGAGAGUUUCAAAGUACACCACAUUUGUUGACCCCCCAGAGGUGCUUCUGGCCAAGAAACAAGGACAAAUUGUCAGCGAUUAUGCCUAUACAGAAGAGUAUGAGCAGCAGAAAGGUAAAGGUAGUUUUCCUGCACAUAUUACACCUGGAUACAAGAUGUCAAAGAAGGCCAGUGAGCAGGCCAGUGAUAUAAAGUAUCGUCAAAUGUACGAACAGGAGAUGAAGGGUAAAGCCAGUACUGAGGCAGCAGUAGCUGAAGCUGUUCACGCCGGAGAAAAUGCAGAGAACUUCAGCCAGACUGCCUAUACUGAGGAGUAUGAGCAGCAACGAGGCAAAGGAAGUUUCCCUGCCAUGAUCACUCCUGGUUAUUAUCUUGCGAAGAAGGCUCAGGAAAAUGCUAGUGACCUAAAAUACAGGAAGGACUUAAACAAGAUGAAGGGCACCUCACACUUCCAUAGUCUGACAUCCGAGGACAAUCUGGCCCUAAAGAACGCCCGAAAGAUCAACAAGAUUGUCAGUGAGGUGGAGUAUAGGAAGGACUUGGAGAACACCAAAGGUCACAGCAUCAAUUUCUGUGAAACACCACAGUUUCAAAAUGCUGCUAAAGUUGCCAAGUUCACAAGUGAUAACAAGUACAAAGAGAAGUACACGAGCAAUAUGAAGGGCCACUAUGAAGAUUCAGGAAUCGAUAAGAAGACCAUGCAUGCCAUGAAAGCCAGGAAACUAGCUAGUGAUAUUUCAUAUAAACAAGGCUGUGAACAGGAGCAGGGUGAAUACAACUACCCAGCCACCCUAACACCAGGCUACCAAAGCCAAAGGAAACUGGACCCGCUGAAAGAUAAGAACUACAGGCAGCACAUUGACCAGGUCAAGUACAGUCCAGUGACAGACACACCUGAGAUUGUUUUAGCUAGGAAAAACGCUCAGCUUGUCAGCAAGCAAAAUUACAAAGCAGACUAUGAAAAGACCAAACAUCAGUACACACUAUCCCAGGACCUGCCCCAAAUCAAACAUGCCAAAGCCAAUGCUGCCUUGUGCAGUGACAUUAAAUAUAAGGAGGAGUGGGAGAAAACCAAGUCUAAAGCCUGCGACAUUGGCGUGGACGACCUGAGUGUCAAAGCAGCUAAGGCUUCCCGUGACCUUGCCAGUGAUAUUAAAUACAAAGAGACCUACAUGAAGGACAAGGAAAAGGCAGUGGGGUUCAACAUGAGUGACUGCAAGACUCUGCACUCUCUUCAAGUAGCCAAGAUGAGCAGUGAUAUUGAGUACAAAAAGGGCUCCAAAGAGAGCCAGGCCCAGUACAGCCUUCCUCUGGACAUGAUCAACCUGAGCCAUGCCAAAAAGGCUCAGGCCCUUGCAAGUGACCUGGAAUAUCGCACAAAGCUGCACGACUACACCGUCAUGCCUGAUGACAUCAAGGUCCAGCAGGCCAAAAAGGCUUAUUCCCUGCAAAGCGAGAACAAGUAUCGUUCAGACCUGAACUGGAUGAAAGGAGUGGGCUGGGAGACUGAAGGAUGUAUGAACAUUGCCCAGGCCAAGAAAGCUGGAGACAUGCUUAGUGAUACUAAAUACCGUCAGAAGGCAGACAGCAUCAGGUUCACCCACGUGGCGGACGAUCUCUCCAUCAAACACGCCAAGAAGAGCCAGGAGCUGCAGAGCAACCUGGCGUACAAAGCAGACACAGAGCAGAUAAUACACCAGUACACCAUGACAAAAGAUGAGCCCCUUUUCAGACAAGCAAAGGCUAACGCUGAUCUUCUCAGUGGGAAAGUGUACAAGAGCAACUGGGAAAAGCAGAGGGAAAAGGGCUUCGAGCUGCGUUUGGACUCUCUCUCCAUCCUCACUGCUAAAGCCAAAAGAGACCUGGCCAGUGAUGUGAAAUACAAAGAGAACUAUGAGAAAAACAAAGGCAAGGUGAUCGGCAUCAAGUCAGUCAGUGAUGACUCUCAGAUGGCCCACUCUGCUCGGGCCACCAAACUACAGAGUGACCAACACUACAAGAAGGACUAUGAGGACACUAAGACCAAAUACAGUGUUUCUCUGGAUAUGCUUAACAUCAGCCAUGCCAAGAAGGCUCAAGACUUGGCAACCGAGACCAAUUACAGGACUUUCCUCCAUGAGUAUACCACUCUGCCAACUGACAUGAAUGUUGCCUGGGCUAAGAAGGCCUAUGGACUGCAGAGCGAUAAACAGUACAGGUCAGAUCUGAACUGGAUGAAGGGCGUCGGAUGGGAGGGCUCAAAAUCACUGGAUGUCCAGCAGGCGAAGAAAGCCGGGGAGCUCGUCAGCGAGAAAAAGUACCGUCAGCAUGUGAGUGGUCUGAAGUUUACCAGUGUUGAAAACACUCCGGAGAUGGUCCAGGCCAAACUCAGCAACAAACUGGCCAUUGAUAGGCUGUACAAGGAGAAGGGUGAAAACAUGAAGCACAACUACACACUCAGUGGAGAGUUGCCUGAGAUGGUUCAGGCCAAGCUCAAUGCUAUGAACCUCAGUGAGAGCCGUUACAAGGAAUCUUGGACUAAGAUACGUGAUGGCGGUUACAAGCUACGUCUGGAUGCCAUUCCUUUCCAGUCCGCCAAAGCAUCUGCAGAGAUCCUCAGCGAUCAAAAGUAUAAAGAGGAAUUUGAGAAGACCAAAGGGAGGAUGAUCGGACUGAAGGGACUGCAGGAUGACAUGAACAUUGCUCACUCUGUCAAUGCCAGCAAGCUACAGAGUGAUAUUAAGUACAAAAAGGACUCAGCGAAGGCGCUGUCAAAAUUCCACCUGUCCAUGGACAUGCUAGAGGUCGCCCAUGCUAAAAAGGCCCAGUCGCUGGUCAGUGAUCAGGACUACAGGCUCACCCUGCAUCAGUACACCUCACUGCCUGAUGACAUGAAGGUGCAGGCGGCCAAGAGAGCAUACGCUCUACAGAGUGAGAGCGUGUAUCGCUCUGAUCUGAAUUACCUGCGUGGUGCAGCCUGGAUCGCCACUGGGGCACUGCAGAUUGAAGGCUCCAAGAGGGCCACGGACCUCAUCAGUGAUAAAAAGUACCGUCAGCAGCCAUACAACUUCAAACACACCUCUGUCGCUGACUCUCCAGACAUCGUCCAUGCCAAACUCAGUGGACAGAUCACAAAUGAACGUUUGUACAAAGAGAAAGGGGUGAAUGACCAGCAUAACUACACUAUGACAACUGAGAGACCAGAGAUUACACAAGCAAAGAUCAAUGCAGCCAACUUUAGUGAGAUCAAGUACAGAGAGUCCUGGCACACUCUGAGGGCUCAGGGCUACAAACUCACCAUGCAGGACAUCCCCUUCCAGGCUGCCAAGAGCUCCACAGGCAUUGCCAGUGAUUACAACUAUAAACACAACCACCUGCUGGAAAAAGGGAAGCACAUUGGAAUCAAAAGCGCCUUAGACGACCCGGGUCUGCUGCACUGCCGGCAGGCGAGCCGGCUGGCCAGUGAUCAGGAGUACCGGAAGGACGCGCUGACGACCAACAGGCAAUACCACCUCACGCAAGACAUGAUUCAUCUGGUGACGGCCAAGAAUGCCCAGGCCCUCGCCAGCGAACAGGACUACAGGAAGAGACUGCAUGAGUACACAGUGCUUCCCGAUGAUAUGAAGGUCAAGUGGGCCAAAACGGCUUACAACCUGCAGAGUGAGAAACUCUACAAAGCAGACUUAAAUUUCAUGAAAGGAGUGGCCUGGGACGGUGUGGGUGCUCCUCAACUGGAGUCAGCUAAGAAGGCUGGAGAACUUAUAAGUGAUAAGAAGUAUCGUCAGCUGCCAGACAGCCUCAGGUUCACCUCAGUGGCUGACUCUCCUGAUAUUGUCCACGCUAAGACGAGCUAUCAACAAUGCAGUGAGAGGCUGUACAAAUCUGGAAAGAAUAAUGACAUGCAUAAGUACACUUUACACCCAGAUGAUCCAGACUUUGUCAGAGCCAAGAUGAAUGCCCAGCAGAUAAGCGAUAAAGUUUAUAAGGCAUCUGGGGAGCAGGUGAAGACAUUGGGCUAUGACCUGAGGCUGGAUGCUAUUCCCUUCCAAACUGCCAAGGCCUCCAGAGAAAUUGCCAGUGAUUUCCGCUACAAGGAGUCCCACCUGAAGGAGAAGGGCCAGCAGGUGGGGCUGCGCUGUGUGGAGGACGACCCCAAGAUGGUGCACUCUCUAGCAGCCAGCAAACUUCAGAGCAACCUGGAGUAUAAACGCCAGUCGAAGGAUGAGCGGGGCCACUACAAAAUCCAUGCCGACCAACCUGAGUUCCUGCAGGCCAAAAAGAGUCAGGCGCAGGCUAGCAACCUCACCUACCGCCACAAGCUCCACGACUACACCUGUGACCCUGAGCAGCUCAAUGUCAAGCAUGCUAAGCAGGCCUACAAGCUGCAGAGUGAUGUGAACUACAAGUCAGACCUGAACUGGAUGAAAGGAGCGGGCUGGACCCCUCCCGGCUCCCACAAGGCCGAGCUCGCCCGUCGGGCUGCAGAGCUGGGGCUGGCCGAGGGAGUCAGCACUGAUGAGGCUAUUGCAAAGUAUCAGCACAUGAUGAUGCUGCAUCACCAGCAGCAAAUGGAGCAGCAGCAGCAGCAGCAGCAGCAGCAACAGCAGACUUCAGAGGAUGUGGAGACCACUGAGGUGAUUCAACAAGGCGUCAACAUGGACGCCAUGGAGGUCCUUCAUGUCAAAAGGAAGAAGACCUCCCAGACUGUCCAGAAAAGGUCCACCACCACCACAACCUCCUUCAAAUCCAUGGAGAAGAAGUCCAGCACCACCUCCUCAUCGGCUGCCCUCCAGAACACAGUAAAGACGUCCACGUCUAGUAAAGCUGCUGCGAUAAAAGAUGCAUAGAUCAGAGGCGUUUUUAUAGAUGAUAGUGUUUAGAGAACGUUAGAAACGGCCACUUUCAGAAAGUGCGAUAUUAACUUUUACUGAGUGGAUUACUUUACCAGUGGUAUUUGUGGUAUCUACUUUGAUGAAAUGACUGUUGUGACUCUGAUGACACACCAAUGUCAAACAGAGCUACUAUAGGUGCAACAAUGAACUGUAAAAUGUAGUUAAGAUGAUUACCAAGGGGAUUAAGCAUGUUGAAUCAGGACAGGACUUGUCAAGUUAGUUUAAAGGAUCGUGUGUAGUGAGCAAAAGAAGCUUUACUUUCAGAUUGAAUCCAUGGUACUUUUGACUUUUAUUUUUAAACCUUGUGAAAGGGUUAAAUUGCCUCUAAAGGACCAUGUUCAACACCAGUUCAAGCAAAAACAUAAACAAUUCUAUUAAAUUACUAAACUAUCAAAUGGAACGUUUGUAUUGUAAGUGUGUUUAAACGAUAUGAAGGUGGUGCAGAGAUUGCUAUAUGGCCAGCACUGCAAAGGAUUUCUGUUGUCAUCAUUUGUUUUUUUUAAUCUUUAGAGAAGAACACAUGCUGCAAAUGAACAAAGCACAGACAAAGCCUUGUUGCAGUCAUGCGAAACAUGCAGUUGUUUUUUUUACGGGUUCUGCCAUCUAGUGCACUUUGAGCUAGGCUCAGUGAGAAGGUGUAGGCCCACUGAAAUGAUGUGUGAUCUACAUUUUGUCUGGCAGGUUCAGCUUGCUAAGUUUGUAUCGGUGCCCCUUUUAACUCAAAGCUGGGCUGGGAGUAAACGCUUGGUUUUAUUGCAGAUAAAAUAAACCGUU